AUGAGGAUUACUGAGGUCGUUAUCGACGGUUUCAAAUCGUACGCCGUGCGUACGGUGAUAUCGGGAUGGGAUGAAUCCUUCAACUCCAUCACGGGCCUUAACGGCAGUGGUAAAUCCAAUAUCCUCGACGCCAUUUGUUUCGUCCUCGGUAUCACGAAUAUGUCGACCGUCCGCGCGCAGAACCUGCAAGAUCUGAUCUACAAGCGUGGUCAGGCCGGUGUAACGAAAGCUAGCGUAACCAUCGUCUUCGAUAACAGGGACACCGCCAAAUCCCCGAUCGGUUUCGAAGAAUAUGCGAAUAUCUCCGUGACUCGACAGAUUGUUCUUGGCGGUACGAGUAAAUAUCUGAUUAACGGCCACCGUGCGCAGCAGCAGACCGUGCAGAAUCUUUUCCAGAGCGUGCAGCUGAAUAUCAACAAUCCCAAUUUCUUGAUUAUGCAGGGAAGGAUUACGAAGGUGCUCAAUAUGAAGGCGGUCGAGAUUCUGUCUAUGAUUGAGGAGGCGGCCGGUACGCGAAUGUUCGAGGACCGGAGAGAAAAAGCGGCAAAGACGAUGGGUAAGAAGGAGUUGAAGUUGCGUGAAAUCGAAGGCCUCCUUAAGGAAGAAAUCGAACCUAAACUCGAGAAGCUCCGGUCCGAGAAGCGAGCUUUCCUGGAUUUCCAACAGACUCAGAAUGACCUGGAACGUCUUACUCGCUUGGUUGUUGCCCACGACUAUCUUCGGAGUAACGAGCGGUUACGGGUUGCGGGCGAUGAAUUCGAGAGUAAAAGGCGCAAGGUGCAGGCCAUCGAAGAUAAUGCUGCCAAGCUUAAGAGUGAGAUAGCUCACUUGGAAGAGGACGUGAAGCGGGUGAGAGCGGCUCGUGAUAAGGAACUACGAAAAGGCGGAAAGUUCCAGGCACUUGAGGAUGAGGUUAAAUCUCAUUCUCACGAACUUGUGCGGUUGACCACGGUGUUCGACUUGAAGAAUGCUAGCAUCGAAGAAGAAAAGGAGAAAUACAAGGAAGCGCAACAAACUGUCAAAGAUUUGGAGAAGCUCCUUAAGGAGAAAAAGAAGGUCUACGAUAAGUUACAAGCAAAAUAUGAUGCUGCAAAAGCCGAACUGGAUGCGCAAACAGCCGAAGUUGAACAGAAGGAGGAACUGCUCCAAACAUUGCAGACGGGUGUGGCAUCGAAAGAUGGCCAAGAAAGUGGUUAUCAAGGUCAACUACAGGACGCUCGUAAUCGCGCCAGUGCCGCAGCCACUGAACAAGAGCAAGCAAAGCUCAAGAUUGCACACUUGGAAAAGCGAAUCAAGGAAGAGGAACCCAGAGCCAAGAAAGCAAAGGAGCAGAACUCCGGUCUCCUGAAGGAACUUGAGGGCCUUAAGUCUCAAGCCAAGAAAUUAGAUGCGGAGCUGGCAAGACUUGGUUUUGAACCAGGAAGAGAAGAGCAGCUCUAUCAGGAGCAAACGGCGUUACAGAAGGAAAUUCGUGAGUUGCGUCAGCGAGCCGAUGGUCUUCAAAGGAAGGUUGCAAAUAUCGAUUUCCAAUAUGCCGACCCUCAUCCGAACUUUGAUAGAUCCAAGGUUAAGGGCUUGGUCGCUCAGCUCUUUACGCUCGACAAAGAGAAGCUCCAAGCUUCAACGGCCCUUGAAAUCUGUGCUGGUGGCCGCUUGUACAAUGUUGUAGUCGACAGCGCCGAGACCGGAACGCAGCUGCUGCAAAAGGGAAAGCUGCGCAAGCGCGUAACAAUCAUUCCUUUGAACAAGAUAUCAUCAUUCAAAGCUUCCGCCGAGAAGAUCGGGGCGGCGCAAAACAUUGCUCCCGGCAAGGUGGACCUUGCCUUGUCGCUUAUUGGAUACGAUGAGGAAGUUACAUCGGCUAUGAACUACGUCUUUGGCAACACCUUGAUCUGUAACGACGCAGAAACUGCGAAGAAGGUGACUUUCGACCCCUCAGUUCGUAUCAAGAGUGUCACACUGGAUGGCGAUGUUUACGACCCUUCCGGUACCCUAUCUGGUGGUAGUUCGCCGAACUCGAGCGGUGUCCUCAUUACCUUGCAGAAACUAAACGAGGUUACAAAGGAAAUCCGGAGCAAGGAGCGGCUACUUGCUACUCUGGAAGAAACGAUGAGAAAGGAAAAGAAGAAGCUUGAUGCAGUCCGUACGAUCAAGCAGGAGUUGGACCUCAAGACUCACGAGAUUAAACUUACAGAGGAACAGAUCAGCAACAACUCUUCCUCAUCGAUUAUUCAUGCUGUCGAGGAGAUGAAAGCAAAUAUUGAGCAGCUCAAGAAAGACAUUUCCGACGCAAAAGCUCGUCAGGCGGAAGCAUCCAAGGAUAUCAAGCGAAUCGAGAAAGACAUGAGCGAAUUCAAUGACAACAAAGACAGCAAACUCGCGGAACUACAGGAAUCCUUAGAUUCCCUGAAGAAGAGUCUCGCUAAAAAUUCGAAUUCGGUCAAGACGUUACAGAAAGAACUACAAGCGUCUCGACUGGAGUCGGAGCAAGUAGGAAGCGAUCUCUCAGCUGCCGAAGAACAGAGCGCCGAGGCCGAGAAUGCUCUCAAUGCCCAAAAGGAAGAAGUCAAAUCGCUCAAAAGAGAACAGGCACGGAUCAAGGAUGCCCACGAUAUUGCCCAGGCUCACCUCGACGACGAAAGAGCUAAGCUUACUGGUUUCGAUGAGGAGCUACGAGAACUUGAGCAGACAAUGCAGGCAAAGAACUCACAGAUCACUGAAGAGGGCCUUGAACUGCAGAAGCUCGGCCAUCAGCUUGAGAAACUACAGAAAGACCAACAGGCUGCAGCUCAGACAGUUGCCCAUAUGGAGGAAGAACACGAGUGGAUCGAGGACGAGAAAGAUAAUUUCGGCCGUCCCAACACUCCCUAUGACUUCAAGAACCAGAACAUUGCGGAAUGCAAGGCCACCCUACGGAAUCUCACGGAACGUUCUCAGGGCAUGAAGAAGAAGAUCAAUCCUAAGGUCAUGAACAUGAUCGAUAGCGUGGAGAAGAAGGAGGCUGCCCUAAAGAAUAUGAUGAAGACUGUGGUUCGUGACAAGCGUAAGAUUGAAGAGACCAUUCUCAAUCUGGACGAGUACAAGAAGGAGGCUCUUCACAAUACCUGGACCAAAGUCAACGGCGACUUCGGUCAGAUCUUCGCAAUGCUUCUUCCCGGCAGUUUCGCUAAGCUGGAUCCUCCAGAGGGCAAGGAGAUCACGGAUGGCCUGGAAGUUAAGGUGCAACUUGGCAAGGUUUGGAAACAGAGCUUAACAGAACUGAGUGGUGGACAAAGAUCUCUCAUUGCUCUUUCCCUCAUUAUGGCUCUCUUGCAAUUCAAGCCGGCGCCCAUGUACAUUCUGGACGAAGUCGAUGCUGCCCUGGAUCUGUCUCAUACACAGAACAUUGGUCGCUUAAUCAAGACGCGCUUCAAGGGAUCCCAAUUCAUCGUUGUGUCUCUAAAGGACGGCAUGUUCCAAAACGCCAACCGUAUCUUCAAGACGAGAUUCAGCGAAGGAACCAGUGUGGUUCAAGCUUUGACUCCAGCCGACUUGAAGUAA
Molecule: messenger RNA, 3540 nt
Organism: Aspergillus oryzae RIB40
Lineage: Eukaryota; Fungi; Ascomycota; Eurotiomycetes; Eurotiales; Aspergillaceae
Product: condensin subunit SMC2
Exons: 6
Coding region: 1-3540 (1179 amino acids)
Biological process (GO): chromosome organization
Cellular component (GO): chromosome
Molecular function (GO): protein binding; ATP binding; ATP hydrolysis activity
Source: RefSeq, a predicted model, not a curated record